AUGUUUGCAGACGACAUAGUCUUGAUUGGAAGCGAACCGAGUGCACUCGAAAGCUCCCUGAAUAUUUUGAGCGAAGCCUCCCAAUCCAUUGGACUUGUAAUACAUCCAGGAAAAACCAAAUGGAUGAAAAACAACUACACCAAUGACUAUCGUUUAUGCAUGAAAGGAUCAGUCAUUGAAGAAGUCUCAUCGUUCACGUAUCUUGGCCAAGCAAUAACGAUGGAUAAUGAUCUUACAGGAGAUCAGCCGGCGUCGAAAGGCGGGAUGGGCCACAUUUAA
Cooperia oncophora is the source of this 279-nucleotide messenger RNA. NCBI's taxonomy places the organism in Eukaryota, Metazoa, Nematoda, Chromadorea, Rhabditida, Trichostrongylidae. The record is from the annotation of a GenBank genome assembly.